GCUUUCAGUUGCUGCUCGUUGCUGCGUCCGAUUGGUUUUGUCUUUCAGCUUCGCUGUCCGUUUCGCUGCUCGCCAUUCGCCGUUCGUCGUUUUCGCCGUGUCGCGCUAUUCGCCGUGAGCUGCUCUCUCGCCAACGGUAAAACGCUGCCUCGAUAACCAAGCCGAAUCGAUAGCGCGCACAAAAAUGUAUUAAAUUUGAGAUCCUUUCUACUCUACUGUGCUGUGCUGUGUUGUGUUUUGAAUAUGGAUACGCAGGAUAAUCACCGCGGCUCGGUGUCCUCCAGUAAAUCAUUGGAUAUACCUGUUACGCCCUCACGCUCACCCAAAAAGGUGUCCUUCUCCGACGAGCUGCCCGGCAGCCAAGUGCAAUCCGAGCCCACUGGCGUUAGCCAAGUGCUCCAGCAGGCUUCGCAGUAUCUGGAACGUUUGCACGGCGCACGCGAUUUUCCAGUCGAGGAUGUUGAGCCACCGCCCGCUGUGCUGCAAUUGGAUACGCAAUCGGUGCAGCUGGAAGCGAAUACCUCUACCUCUGCCGCUGCCUCUACCGCUGCCGCUGCUGCCUCGCCAAGCAUUCUGAUUGGUGACGAUGGCAAUGAUUACGCCAAUGGCAAGCAGGAAGUGCCGUAUGAUCAGCCGCAAUCGAAUUUGUACAUGGAGCGAUACAAGCUUCAUUUAGAUAAAAACUGCAGCUCCAUGGAGCUGGAGGCGCGACGCGAGAAGCAGCGCUGGCUCUUGAUAUCGGAAUGCAGCGCCCGCUUCGGCGAGGGCAAGCACACGCGCGAAGCGUUUCGCAAACUCUUCCUCGAUGAGGAAUUUCAGCAGAAGCUCUUUCAGCUCUUCGAUCUGGAACGAAAUGGAUAUUUGCUACAAGAUCGCUGGAUCGAGCAUCUCAAGGGACGACUAACCGAUGAUCGUCAAAUGGACUUUGCGGAGCAAAUCGAGUCGGUGGCCUAUGUCAUCUGCGGCGAGAAGAGCCAAGUGAACUUCAAGAACUUUCGCGAUAUCUGGCAUACGAGAGGUAUAUUGGAUAAGCUGUACCGCCUGAUUGACAUCGAUGGCACCAAUCUCAUCUCAACGAACCAGGUCAUGGAGUUUAUAUCACAUCUAACAAACUCCAGACCCCGCACAGGCUUCGACAAGAGCUCCCUGGCGCGCUUGGAGCAGCUCUUUCGCAACACUGUGGGCAAUGAGCAGGAGAUACGACGCGAGGAGUUCCAAAAGAUUGUUACCUCCAAGAAUCCCUUCUUUACGGAGCGCGUGUUUCAAAUAUUCGACAAGGAUAACUCUGGGUCCAUAUCGCUGCAGGAGUUCAUAGAUGCCAUACAUCAGUUCUCAGGACAAUCGGCUGAUGAUAAGAUAAGGUUUCUCUUCAAGGUCUACGACAUAGAUGGUGAUGGCCUCAUACAGCACAAGGAGCUGCACGACGUGAUACGGCAUUGCAUCAAGGAGAACGGCAUGGAGUUCUCCGAGGACCAAAUCGAGGAUCUAACCAGCGCCAUGUUCGAGGACGCCGAUCCACAUAACAGCGGCGAGAUCACCUACGAGGCGCUCAAAAACCAACUGCACAAGCACGGCGGCCUGCUCGAGAAUCUCAGCAUUACCAUUGAUCGCUGGCUGGUGCCCAUUGCGGAGGAGCCGCCGUCUAGCAGCAAGAGGUCGAGGCUCUGGCACACGAUACCUCACCAGCUGACGCUGGCCUACAUGAAGAACAACCAGGUGUUUGUCAGCUACCUCUUCUUCUACAUCGCCGUCAAUCUCUGCCUGUUCAUCUCCCGUGCCAUACAGUAUCGCGCCAGCAAUGGCUUCGUGAUCAUAGCCAGAGCUUGUGGUCAAUGCCUCAACUUCAACUGCGCCUGGGUCUUGGUGCUGAUGCUGCGGCACUCGCUGACCUACCUCCGUUCGCGUGGCCUGUCCUCCUUCCUGCCCCUGGACCACCAUGUCUAUCUGCACAAGCUGACGGGCAUUACGAUCGCGGUGCUGAGUCUGGUGCACACGAUAAUGCAUCUGUUCAACUUCUCCAUCAUUGUGAUCAACGAUCCGCAGAUAAACGCCGGGCAUUACACGAUAGGCGAAUGGCUGUUGACCGAUCGUCCCGGCCUGUUUGGCCUCAUUCCGGGCUGUGCCAAUCCCACCGGAGUUGCCCUGCUGGUGAUACUGAUUGUCAUGUUCGUCUGCUCGCAGCCGUUCGUGCGGCGCAAGGGAAGCUUUGAGGUGUUCUACUGGACGCAUCUGCUCUACGUGCCCUUCUGGAUACUCACGCUCUUUCACGGGCCCAACUUCUGGAAGUGGUUCAUGCUGCCCGGCCUGGUCUACAUCGUGGAGCGCGUGCUGCGCUUCGUGUGGAUGCGCGGAGAGCACGGCAAGACCUACAUCAGCUCCGGCCUGCUGCUCCCCUCGAAGGUGAUUCACUUGGUCAUCAAGCGGCCCUUCAACUUCAACUUCCGGCCCGGCGACUACGUCUUCGUCAACAUACCCGCCAUUGCGAACUAUGAGUGGCAUCCGUUCACGAUCAGCUCGGCCCCGGAGCAGGAGGACUACAUGUGGCUCCACAUACGCACCGUGGGCGAGUGGACGAAUCGCCUCUACCGCUACUUCGAGAGGGAGCAGCAGAAGCUGCACAAAGGCGAAGUGAAUACGCACAUGCAUGCGAUUCCCACGCCCAGCUUCAUGAUGCUCAACGAGGCGCGCAAUCCGGCGCUCGCCGAGAUGUCUCGGCAGUCCAGCACGACGACGCCGCAGACGGACUUCCUGGCACGCAACAUGGCCAGCAGGGGCGGCACUCCGGAUGAGCAGCUGCCGCCGGCGCGUCCACCCAGGCAGCACCGCAAGGCAGCCGCCGCCGCUCCGCUCGAGGCUCCAUCCACCACAACAGGCGUGAAUCGCAUACGAAGCAUCAAGAAAACGCUGCAGCGCACCUUCUCCCGCAAGGAGUCGGAGCCGAAGAACUCGGGCAUAGCCAAUGGCGCCUUCACGGCUGAGACGGAGCGCGAGCAAUCCAGGCGCAAGCAGCGGCCCCUAGAGAAGAGCAUCUCGCUGCCGGACAUUAGCAUGAAGAGCAAGAAGCGCAGUCGGCUUAAGGCACUGCGCGCCCUGGGUCGCUCCGAGUCGGAGCGCGCCUUUGAUGACCAGCGCCUGAGAAGUGCUCGGAACAAUAGCGUAGGGCUGGCCUAUUUGAGUCCGCAGAACAAGUCGCUGGCGCAGAGCUUCCGCUACAUGCGCAACAAGCCCACCAUCAUUGCCUUCAAGACGCCCAGCCUGGAGCUGAGCGAGGCGCAGCAGGCAGCCGGAGCUGCCGAGAGCAAUGGCAGCAUGGAGGCCAACUCCGUGGAGCUGGGCCACGCAGCCCGGGCGGACAGUAGCACGGAGCAGCUGAUGCGGCUCAGCCUGGGCGCAGAGCAGAAGCCGCUGGAGGAUAACACAAACACGGGCAAUCGAAAGUCACGCCUGCGUCGUCCCACAUUUCUGCGCACGCUGUCCACCUCCAUAACUAAUCGGGGCGGAGGCGGAGGAGGAGGAGGAGGAGGUGGCGGCGGCGGCAGCACUACAACUAACAGCGGUAGCAAGGUCACACUCGAUGCAGGCGUCAUGGAGAUCUUCAUAGAUGGCCCUUACGGCGCCCCUUCGAGCCACAUCUUUGGCGCCCAGCAUGCGGUGCUCAUCGGCACUGGCAUCGGGGUCACGCCCUUCGCCUCCAUCCUGCAGUCCAUCAUGCACCGCUACUGGAAGGCGCGGCACAGCUGCCCGAGAUGCCACUUCGAGUGGGCCAGCGAGAUACCCAAGUCUGUGAUGAAUCUGCGCAAGGUGGACUUCUUCUGGAUCAAUCGGGACCAGCGCUCGUUCGAGUGGUUCGUCAAUCUGCUCUCGCAGCUGGAGAUAGAGCAGGCGGAGCUGGGCGGCGCCAUGGAGCGCUUUUUGGACAUGCACAUGUACAUAACCAGCGCACUGCAGCGCACAGAUAUGAAGGCGGUUGGACUGCAGCUGGCGCUCGAUCUGCUGCACGAGAAGGGCAAACGGGACCUGAUUACGGGCCUCAAAACCCGCACCAAUGCAGGCAGACCCAAUUGGGACAAGGUCUUCAAGCAGCUCCAGGCACAGCAGAAGGGCAAGGUCACCGUCUUCUAUUGCGGUCCGCCACAGCUGGCCAAGACGCUGCGCGUCAAGUGUGAUCAAUACGGAUUCGCCUUUCGUAAGGAGUGCUUUUGAGUUCGCCAACAAUCCUCAUCCCCAUUCCCAAGUCCAUUUCCUAUACCAAGCGAAGUCCCUAUGCCUAUUCCUAUUGCCUUGUCCUUAUCCAACUCCACUUUCCACUUUCAUCUUCAUCUUUAAUUUCCUCUCCCUCCUCACCUCCCAACCUUUCUCAAUACUCAACUCAUGUUCAUCUCAAUUAGGUUUUGGGUUUGUUUACUAUUUUUUCUAUUUAUUCGUCCAUGUGUUUUGUUGCCUCAUUCGCUAUGCGUGUGUCCCAGCCUGUAAAUAUAUCUCUUUAUAUACAUACAUAUAUCUGUAUACGUAAUUGCAUUAUAAUAAAAA
Molecule: messenger RNA, 4530 nt
Organism: Drosophila navojoa
Lineage: Eukaryota; Metazoa; Arthropoda; Insecta; Diptera; Drosophilidae
Gene: Nox
Product: NADPH oxidase
Biological process (GO): defense response; superoxide anion generation
Cellular component (GO): plasma membrane; NADPH oxidase complex
Molecular function (GO): superoxide-generating NAD(P)H oxidase activity; calcium ion binding
Source: RefSeq, a predicted model, not a curated record